This is a messenger RNA of Spirodela intermedia, 1653 nucleotides long. The record is from the annotation of a GenBank genome assembly. NCBI's taxonomy places the organism in Eukaryota, Viridiplantae, Streptophyta, Magnoliopsida, Alismatales, Araceae.
AUGGCAGGAGAAGCUGUCGCCUCGUUUCAGGCCCACAAGAUUCCUCCCACGGUGACCGCAAGCAUCUCGUCGAGGAUUCACGGCCGCCACCUGGGUCUCCCUGUACGCGCCGGUCACUCCAACAUCGCCGCCGACCCGGCGCCACGGCGGGAGCAGAGGAAGCCGGAGAAAGCCCUCAACCUCCCAUCCUCCAUCUCGAGCAUCCUCCACCUGAACCUCGAUACUCACCUCCCGACCAACCUCCUAAGCGUCCUCCACCUCAACGGCAACGAUCAUCGUUCUCCGAAAGACGAUGUGCUUUCCCACUACCUGAAGAACACGCCCACGGCAUCCCCGAAGGAGAACAUAGCCUCCAUCUGGCGGGAGAUCCACGGAGCCCGAGACUGGGCAGGCCUCCUCGACCCCCUCCAUUCCUGGCUCCGCCGCGAGAUCGUCAAGUACGGGGAAUUCGCCCAAGCCACCUACGACGCCUUUGAUGACGAUCGCUUCUCCCGCUACUGCGGGAGCUGCCGCUUCGGCCGCAGCCGGCUUUUCUCCCAGUUAGGCCUCGCCCACAACGGCUAUGAGGUCACCCGCUACCUCUACGCCAUGUCUCAUGUCGAGAUGCCCACCUGGAUGGAGCGCUCCCUGCACGCCGAAACGUGGAGCAAAGACUCCAACUGGAUGGGAUACGUUGCUGUCAGCUCUGACGAGGAAACACGUCGCAUAGGCCGGAGGGACAUCGUCGUCGCAUGGCGCGGCACUGUCACCCCGGCGGAAUGGUCCAAAGACGUCCAGCAGCGUCUGGAGCCCCUGCAUGAUGCUGGCGGCAAGCUUCAACACGACCGCCAUAAAGACGUCGUCAAGGUGGAGCACGGCUUCCGCAGCCUCUAUACCUCCAAGGCCGAGUCGACCAGAUACAACAAGACGAGCGCCUCCGAGCAGGUCAUGGAGGAGAUCAGGCGACUCGUGAAGAUGUACAGCGACCGAGGGGAAGAGGUAAGCUUGACCGUCACGGGGCACAGCCUUGGUGGAGCGCUGGCCCUCCUCAACGCCCAUGAGGCGGCGGCUGUGGGCAUCCCUGGCCUUUCCCAUGUCAGCGUCGUUUCCUUCGGAGCUCCCCGGGUGGGGAACGCAGCGUUCGUGGGGGAGCUGGAGGAAUUGGGCGUGAAGGUCAUGCGCGUGGUGAACCAGCAGGACCUCGUUCCAAGGUUGCCCGGCGCCUUCUUCAACGAAGAUCUUGGGAAAAUCUUCCCCGUAGAGAGUCUAGACUGGGUCUACUCACACGCCGGCGUGGAGCUGGAGGUGGACACAAAGAGCUCGCCGUACCUGAAGCAGUCGAUGACGGAUCUCCCCGCAUUUCACAGCCUUGAGACCUAUCUCCACCUGGUGGACGGCCUCGGCAGCGUGGUGGGAGCCUUCCGGCGGGAGGUGAGGAGGGACGUGGCCCUCGUGAACAAGGCCUGCGGGCUCUUGAGGGACGAGCUGAAGAUCCCAGCGUGCUGGUACCAGCCAUCGAACAAGGGCCUCGUCCGCAACGCCCACGGCCGCUGGGUGGUGCCUGAGAGGGACCCGGAGGACAUACCCUCGCCUCUGCGCCAUCGAGCGCCGCCGCCGUCACCGUCACGGUCCCCGAACUCCCAGGGUGCCGUGCCCUAUUUGGUCGCCGCUUAG